AUGGAGGUAAAGAGUACUUUGGAAGUCGCUUUUGAAUGGUUCUGUGAGUGUGGGGCCUUUGAACAGCUCAGAAAACAAAGUAAAUGUUACUCUGCAGAUUCCACGGAAAAGACUGUUUACAGAUUUGUGUUUAAAAUGGAUCUUAUGGAUUUGCUUGACUUCAAUGCUACACUAGGAAAUUUGGCUAUAGUGGAGCCUUUGAACGCCAUAAAUGUUUUUCAAGAGACUGAUCUACCUUCAGUUGCUAAAUGGACAGUGAAAGCUAAUUUUGAUAAGUUUCAACUCAGGUCUAUAAGCAGUUGGAAUCUGGCUGGUAAUGGUCAGCCUAAUCUCAUGAAGAUAUGUGGUAUCAUAAGUGGAAUUACAGCUGUUACUCAGUACACCCAAAGUGCAAGAUUCUACUGUCCUCAUUCUGAUUGUCUUGGUUCUGCGAAAUAUUGUUACAUCAGAGUUCAUAUGGCUGGAAAAACAGAAAAUGUCACUGUAAGGAGUGAUUUUGUGUGUAGAUACUGUGGAUGCUCUCUACUUGAAGAUGUUACUUGCCGUACUUUAGCAGAUAAAUGCAUUGUUCAAGUCAUAUCACCAUUAACAGUAGACAGGAAACUUUGGAUCAAUACUGGGUGUGGAAAAUUUUACCAAACCAUCCCAAUCUAUGUCCGAGAUGAACUCAUCAGGGAGGUUCAGAUUGGCUGUUACUGUUCAUUUGUUCUUUUACCCUCAUGUGAAAUUCAUAGUUCUUCUUUGCAACUUCAUUGUACUCCAGUGUUUGAGGCAAACAACAUAGAGAAGAUGAGUUCUAGUCCUUUCUUGAAUCUGCUACCCUCCGGUUUGCCAAAUAGAAUAGAAAUGCUUCAUAAAGCAUCUGUGACACCACCUGGAACAUUCUUUCAUCUAAAAAUGUUCUUGCUCAUGUCCCUACUGCUUCUUCACUCUUCUGAUUGCCCUGAAGAUACUAAACAAGCAAAGUCAAGGCAUCUUCACCUGCUUGUUAUUGCUGAUGACCUUCUUAGGAUUCAAAGGCUAUUUCUUUACAUGGCAUCAUUUGCAAAGAGAAUGCUUGUUUAUUCCCCUCCAAGUGAUUUAUUUUCAUCCUGUUGCCGGGAUCCUUUUGGCUCAGGCACAUUUAUGAUUAAUGCUGGAUGUAUCUCUCUGGCAUCUGAUGGUGUUUGUCUGAUUCCUAAUGCAGCUGUCUUAAAGAAAGAUGAAAAGGAUAAGCUUCAAUGUGCUUUAGAGAAUGGAUGUAUGGCAGUGAAGGUACCAGAAAAAUUUGGGCCUUAUCAAGGUCGCCAGGUCACCAUGCCACUAACCAGUAGUGUUUGGGUGUGUUCUGAACCAUCACAGAAAUCCAGUCAUCAUGCAGUCCCUGAUGAUGAUCCUGUGUUAAACAUGGGUCUCUCAGUAAAGGAAUGUUCAACUUUGCCAAGGGUCUUUGUAGAUCAGUUUUCAUUAGUGUUUAACUUGAGUGGAUCAGCGGAGCAGUUUGAAAACUCUGAUGAGUCAGUGUGCGAAGAAGUGUUAAGGAAAGCCUUAGAUCAUGAAGAGGAUGAAGAUGUCAUGUUCAUUAGUGACGAGGAAAUGAGCCAGUUCCUUCACCACGCUGGGCAAAAACACGUUAGCCUCACAGUGGCAGCAAAGGAUCUUAUUCAAGGGUAUUAUUUGGCAAGUAGGCGAACCAAAAACUCUCUUUCAACGGUUGGCGCAGACUUUCCUUCUUCUGCUUUACAACAUCUGACCAGUUUGGCCAUUGCUCAUGCCAAGUUAUCACUUCGUUCAGAGGUUUCAGAAGAGGACGCCGUGAUGGCCAUUGUCCUGUACGAGGACUCUAUAAAAUGGAAAUACGGUUAUUCGGGUCUCGGGCCAGUGGAUCCUCCUUCUCCCAGCUCGGAUGGCGCUGAAUUUUUUGGUCCAAAGAAUGAUAUCAGGAUGGAGCAAAUUCAAGAAAGAAUUCGGCGAUUUUGCUCUACUUUCAAAGAUGGUCACUAUUCUCCAUUCAAAGUGUUUGUGCACGAGGAGUGA
Pocillopora verrucosa is the source of this 2016-nucleotide messenger RNA. Lineage: Eukaryota; Metazoa; Cnidaria; Anthozoa; Scleractinia; Pocilloporidae. The record is from RefSeq and is a predicted model, not a curated record.